GGGGGAAAUAGGGGGGGAAAAAAACAGCGCGCGGAACCCGGCCAGGGUGGCCCACCCCCGCCACAAUGGCCUCUGGGGUGGAAGUCCUGCGCUUCCAGCUGCCCGGCCACGAGGCCGCUACGCUGCGGAACAUGAACCAGCUCCGCGCAGAGGAGCGGUUCUGCGACGUGACCAUUGUGGCCGACAGCCUCAAGUUCCGCGGCCACAAGGUCAUCUUGGCCGCCUGCUCGCCGUUCCUGCGGGACCAGUUCCUGCUGAAUCCCAGCUCUGAGUUGCAGGUCUCCCUGAUGCACAGUGCACGCAUAGUGGCUGACCUGCUCCUCUCUUGCUAUACGGGCGCCCUGGAAUUCGCCGUCAGGGACAUUGUUAACUACCUGACGGCCGCCUCCUACCUGCAGAUGGAGCACGUGGUGGAGAAAUGCCGGAAUGCCCUCAGCCAGUUCAUCGAGCCCAAAAUAGGCCUCAAAGAGGAUGGGGUCAGCGAUGCCAGCCUUGUGAGCAGUGUCAGUGCCACCAAAUCCCUCCUCCCUCCCGCCAGGACCCCGAAGCCAGCCCCCAAACCCCCACCCCCACCCCCUCUCCCCCCUCCACUCCUGCGGCCUGUGAAGCUGGAGUUCCCGCUGGAUGAGGACCUAGAGCUGAAGGCUGAGGAAGAGGAUGAGGAUGAGGACGAGGACGUGUCUGACAUCUGCAUCGUCAAGGUGGAAUCGGCCUUGGAGGUGGCACACCGGCUCAAACCUCCCGGAGGCCUGGGAGGAGGUCUGGGCAUCGGAGGCUCUGUGGGCAGCCACCUUGGGGAGCUGGCCCAGAGCAGCGUGCCCCCCAGCACUGUGGCUCCACCACAGGGCGUGGUGAAAGCCUGCUACAGCCUGUCCGAGGACGCGGAAGGGGAGGGCCUGCUGUUGAUUCCAGGAGGCCGGGCCAGCGUGGGGGCCACCUCAGGCCUGGUGGAGGCAGCAGCGGUGGCCAUGGCUGCCCGGGGGGCGGGGGGCAGCCUGGGGGCGGGGGGCAGUCGGGGACCCCUGCCCGGAGGCUUUUCCAGUGGCAAUCCCCUAAAGAACAUCAAGUGCACCAAGUGCCCGGAAGUGUUCCAGGGCGUGGAGAAGCUGGUCUUCCACAUGCGGGCGCAGCACUUCAUCUUCAUGUGCCCGCGCUGCGGCAAGCAGUUCAACCACAGCAGCAACCUCAACCGCCACAUGAACGUGCACCGCGGCGUCAAGUCGCACUCUUGUGGCAUCUGCGGCAAGUGCUUCACGCAGAAGUCCACGCUGCACGACCACCUCAACCUCCACUCGGGAGCGAGGCCUUAUCGCUGUUCCUACUGCGAUGUGCGCUUCGCUCACAAGCCUGCUAUUAGGCGGCACCUCAAGGAGCAGCACGGCAAGACCACGGCCGAGAACGUGCUGGAGGCCAGCGUGGCUGAGAUCAACGUCCUCAUCCGCUAGCGCUAGCGUGGCAGGCGCUGGGUCC
This is a messenger RNA of Eubalaena glacialis (North Atlantic right whale), 1470 nucleotides long. RefSeq names its product zinc finger and BTB domain containing 12 (gene ZBTB12). Bases 66 to 1445 code for a protein of 459 amino acids. NCBI's taxonomy places the organism in Eukaryota, Metazoa, Chordata, Mammalia, Artiodactyla, Balaenidae. The record is from RefSeq and is a predicted model, not a curated record. Gene Ontology annotation, molecular function: RNA polymerase II cis-regulatory region sequence-specific DNA binding; DNA-binding transcription factor activity, RNA polymerase II-specific; protein binding. Gene Ontology annotation, biological process: regulation of cytokine production; negative regulation of transcription by RNA polymerase II; regulation of immune system process. The transcript has 2 exons.